CGCGCCUAUCCCAGCACAGAUCCUAGUCGCAAAAAAGCUGUGCGAUCAUCUGGUUUUAUUUUUAAUCCGAACAAAUUUGCGCGACUUAUCAGAUCACGAAUUAUUAGGUUUUCUUCGGCUAAUUUGCUGAUCUCUCUUCAAUUACCGAACUGAAAUAUUCAAAAUUAUCGAUUAUCAAUACUGAGGUUUUAAAGAAAGUAUCGAAACCACUGAUCGAAACCUGUAUUAUUUGCUCUGGAAUUAAAUAAAGCCCUAUUGUAUUAUUCUUCGGCCCCUCUGUUCGGUCGCCAUAUUUUGGAGUAUGGUGUCAAAGAAUUCUCGACCCUAUAAAAUAGAAUAAAGAGUUCUUGUGAUAUCAGAGCAUGGAUCCAAAGACGGUGGUGGGAAAGCUGCAUGCAGCAUUUCUUAGUGGUAAGACAAGAUCUUUGGAAUUUCGUAAGCAGCAGCUGCACCAGUUGCAUAAACUAUUGAGUGAAAAUAAAGAUGAACUUUUAGAUGCUUUACAAGAAGAUCUACGGAAGCCAUUGGCAGAGUCCAUUUUAUUUGAAGUCCAGUUUGCACUUAGUGAAACAUGCGAUGCUCUAAACAAUAUUGAUGAUUGGGUGAAACCUGUUUAUGUUCCUAAAGAUAUACUUAACAAAAUGAACACAAUCUACAACAUUUAUGAACCACUUGGAGUCUCAUUGAUCAUCACGCCAUGGAAUUAUCCAAUAAUGAUCAUUUUUAUGCCCCUCGUAGCCGCCAUCGCUGCAGGGAAUUGUGUACUAAUUAAGCCUUCUGAACUUGCUCCAAAAACGGGAGCUUUGGCUGAAUCUUUGAUCUCAAAGUACCUGGACAAGGCUUGUUAUGCGGUCAUGCAAGGUGGGGUGGAAGAAACAACUGAAAUAUUAAAGUGCAAAUUUGAUCAUAUUUUUUACACUGGUGGCUCUGCUGUUGGGAAAAUCAUUGUGAAAGCUGCAGCUGAAAAUUUAUCAAAGAUUACCCUUGAACUUGGCGGGAAAAGUCCAGUGUACAUAAAUAAAGAUAGCGACCUUAAACUUGUGUCCCGACGCGUGCUCUGGGGAAGAUUUGCUAAUGCUGGACAGACUUGCGUUUCACCAGACUACGUCAUGUGUCACCCCAGCGUCCAAGAUGAACUUGUCAAGAACAUGAAGGACACGAUAAAAGAAUUUUUUGGCGAGGACCCCAAGAAAUCUGAGCAUUUUGGGAGAAUUAUCAAUAGUAGACAUUUCAAUCGACUGAAAAAGUUAAUGGAAAGUGGCGAAAUCGCGAUCGGAGGAGAAACGGAUGAAGACGACAGAUAUAUUGCGCCCACGAUUCUUGUGGAUGUUGUUCCAUCGGAUACAAUCAUGCAAGAAGAGAUCUUUGGACCAGUUUUACCAAUCAUCAAUGUAGAAGACGAAGAUGAAGCCAUUGCCUUUGUUAAUUCUCGCGAAAAGCCGCUAGCUCUUUACGUUUUUGCAAAUGAUAAAAAGAUAAUCGAAAAGUUCAUAGCAAACACGUCCAGUGGUGGUGUGUGUGGUAAUGAUACACUCCUACAUGCGUCAGCUGACCACUUACCUUUUGGUGGCGUUGGUCACAGCGGCGCUGGGUCGUACCAUGGGAAGGCUGGAUUCGAGGAAUUCUCUCAUAAGAAACCUGUCUUUGUCACUGCACAAAUGUUGGAAAGUUUAAAUUCGAUGCGCUACCCACCAUAUAAUGAUACAAGUGUAAACAGAAUGACUUGGCUUUUGGGUAAAACUUUGAAGAAAACACCAAGUGGCCUUCUGUAUAUCCCAAGUUUAGUAUUUGGUUUUCUUGGCAAUAUAGCAAUGAAGAUUUUGGGACUACCACGGUACUUUUUAAGUUAAAAAAUCUCCAGGUUUAUAUAAUAACCGUAUUGUUUUAGGGGAAAUUGAUAUGUAACUACGGCUGUUUAUCUUCUUGUAUAAAUAGAUGUAUUGCCAAAGAAUUAACGAGGGAUAUCGAGUACAUACUAUAGUGAUAACUAUUAACUAUAAUUACUAUAGGCUUGUAGGAAAGAUAUUCGAACUUAAUUGCCAAAAUGGCCACUUUUAACGGGUCUGGGCAUAAGACCGCAUGGUCAUAAAUGGUAUCGAUAUAAUUAUGUAAUUCUUUUUCGGAUUAAAUAACAUUGAACGAUU
Messenger RNA from Dendronephthya gigantea, 2144 nucleotides. RefSeq names its product aldehyde dehydrogenase, dimeric NADP-preferring-like. Lineage: Eukaryota; Metazoa; Cnidaria; Anthozoa; Malacalcyonacea; Nephtheidae. The record is from RefSeq and is a predicted model, not a curated record. The transcript is spliced from 15 exons. Gene Ontology annotation, molecular function: aldehyde dehydrogenase (NAD+) activity. Bases 363 to 1850 code for a protein of 495 amino acids. Gene Ontology annotation, biological process: aldehyde metabolic process. Gene Ontology annotation, cellular component: cytoplasm.